UGCACUUGAAGGAAAUGGAAAAUGAAAAGUUCGUUGUUUUUUAUUAAGUUAAAAUAUAAUGUUUGUUUUGAAUUAUGUUGUAAAUAAGUUACAUUAUUUUUAAUUUGACUCUAUUUAUUCAUGGGAAAGUUGGAAACAAGACAAAUGUCUUUUAAUUAAAAAUGUCCAAUUAACGCCUAUAGUGUUACGUACACCUAGGCUCCUAGGAUGUACAAGUUAGUAAAUGUCUUAAGAAAUCCAAUAUAAGGCUAUGAAUGAAACACAGCUUUUAGAAAGAAGCUGUCUUGUUGAGGGCAGCAUCACAAUGUCGGCUACAGAGAAGGAUACCAGUAGACAUUGGAAGGAGUUUGCUUGUGGUGGAGGGUCAGCUUUUUGCAAUAUCCUGAUAAGCUAUCCACUCAAUAAACUUAUAUUUAGACAGAUGAUGCACGGAGUGGAAGCAACAUUAGCAUUAAAUCAAUUGCAAAAAGAGGGAUUAACAUAUUUAUACCGGGGAAUGCUUCCCCCGCUGUUGCAGAGGUCAAUCUCUAUGUCACUUAUGUUUGGUGUGUACGAUGAGUGCCUUCAACCCUUGCUAAAUUACAAAGUCAACCCUUAUGUUGCCAAAUCUAUAGCAGGAGUGGUGGCAGGUUGCUUCGAAGCAACACUUAUGCCAUUCGAGAGACUACAAACUUUACUUAUUCAUCCCAAAUUCCAUAAGGAAUUCAAAAAUACUGCUCAUGCAAGUCGCCAUAUUGCCAAAUAUUAUGGUAUUAAGGAAUUUUAUAGAGGGCUUGUGCCAAUUCUCAUCAGGAAUGGACCUUCCAAUGCCUUGUUCUUUAUCAUUAGAGAUGAAGUACAAUUGAGGAUGCCGAAACAAGAGUAUAUUGUGUAUGAAAGUCUACAAAAUUUCUUAGCUGGAGCUUCGAUUGGUGCAUUCCUUAGUACAUUGUUUUAUCCCUUGAAUGUUAUAAAAAUAGCAAUGCAAUGUGAACUAGGUGGUCCGCAUCGAACUAUUAUAUACGAGUUCAAAUAUAUUCUACAUAAGAGAGGAUCAAAAUUUGCCAAUUUCUAUCAUGUUUCAGAGCGCCCUGCAUAUCGUGAAGACUUUAGGUUUGAAAAAGCUUUCAAUUCCUUCUACAAACUUCACUCAGCGGCGAGCUGGAGCAACGCCCGUAUCCGUUGUGAGGCGGAAGGUUCCCACCUCAUGGUGCCAGACACCCUUGACGAAGCUGACGCGAUGCCUCUCCUCAUUGCCUCCGCACUUACCAAUUAUCAAGGUGUCUACGUCGGUAUACACGACUUUUACACCGAAAGAUAUUUUGUUACAAUAAAAGGUUUCAAGUUGCGGGAUUCCAUUUUGGAUUUACUAUGGGAAUCGGAACAACCCGUGCACGGUGGUGGCAGAUGUGUUGCAAUGCGAAGAAAUGGGAGAUUCUACGUGAACCCUUGCACGAAUCGACUACCGUUUAUAUGUAAAACAAAGGCGAAUCGUGUCUCUUACUAUCAAGAAUGUGAUACGUUUGAUUCACGUUGGAAAUUGGGUAACAACGGUUCGUGCUAUAUAACCCAUGCGGAGCCGCAGACGUGGCACGAGGCGCACGGCACCUGUCUCUCCGCAGGCGGCUACCUCGCCAUACUCGACAGUAGAGAUGAGGCCGAAUACAUACGGGAGCAAUUCAAAGAAGUAGACCAGGUCAAGACACCUGGUGACUACGCAUUCUUGGGAUUCAGCGAUCUCUUCCAAGCCUAUCACUAUAGAACUGUUCACGGAAAGCCACUGAACCGUUUCUUAGACUGGGACUUGAAAUGCCCUCAGUCAAAUGAAGCAGAGACCAACGCAGACCGGUGUGGCGGCAUUCGACGCAGCGGUCUACUCGCUACAGCUGACUGUACAGUUCCCGCUAUUUUCUUUUGUGAAAAACCCGCCAAAGGCACAUAUCAAUUUAAGAGUCUGCGCUAUAAUCCUUCGCAUAAGCAUCAUAAGCAUAUUAAAAAAGAAAUUAAAUGGUUAUAUGAUUAG
Molecule: messenger RNA, 2002 nt
Organism: Papilio polytes (common Mormon)
Lineage: Eukaryota; Metazoa; Arthropoda; Insecta; Lepidoptera; Papilionidae
Gene: CTL17
Exons: 8
Coding region: 251-2002 (583 amino acids)
Source: RefSeq, a predicted model, not a curated record